This is a messenger RNA of Phyllostomus discolor (pale spear-nosed bat), 3491 nucleotides long. It is a transcript of the gene LPIN1, whose product is annotated as lipin 1. The transcript is spliced from 21 exons. Gene Ontology annotation, biological process: positive regulation of transcription by RNA polymerase II; fatty acid catabolic process; cellular response to insulin stimulus. Gene Ontology annotation, molecular function: transcription coactivator activity; phosphatidate phosphatase activity. Lineage: Eukaryota; Metazoa; Chordata; Mammalia; Chiroptera; Phyllostomidae. Gene Ontology annotation, cellular component: mitochondrial outer membrane; nucleus. Bases 250 to 3033 code for a protein of 927 amino acids. The record is from RefSeq and is a predicted model, not a curated record.
CGGGGUGUUUGCAUACAAAGGCAGCCACGCGCACGCGCUUCCCGGGGAGUAGCUGCCUCCCAGCCGCCGUGGAUCCCGGGGCGAGCAGGCAGAGCCUGGCCGUGGUCGAGGGAGACUGCGACCUCGGCGGAGCCGGGACGGCCCGGGACUGGCUGGCGCGCGGGGAGGCCGGAGAGGGCCGAGGCACCGGGGCUGACCUGACGUCCGGGGAUCGGGCUCUGUCCCCGCAGCCCUUUGGGGGCUCAGACCAUGAACUACGUCGGGCAGCUGGCGGGCCAGGUGUUCGUCACCGUGAAGGAGCUCUACAAGGGCCUGAACCCCGCCACCUUGUCCGGAUGCAUCGACAUCAUCGUCGUCCGCCAGCCCAACGGGAGCCUGCAGUGCUCGCCCUUCCAUGUCCGCUUCGGGAAGAUGGGCGUCCUGCGCUCGCGGGAGAAAGUGGUCGACAUAGAAAUCAACGGGGAGUCCGUGGAUUUGCACAUGAAACUGGGAGAUAACGGAGAAGCAUUUUUUGUUCAAGAGGCUGAUAAUGAUCAGGAGGUGAUCCCCAUGCACCUGGCCACCUCCCCUAUCCUGUCGGAAGGAGCCUCGCGGAUGGAGUGCCAGCUGCGGAGGAACUCGGUGGACCGGGCGCGGGGCCUGGACGCCGGCGGGCCGGCCCCAGUUCUGGCUCCCAGCGAGGCCCCUUCUGGCGGCUCUUCGGUGAAGAAGAGAAGGAAGAGGAGGAGGAAGUCCCAGCUGGACAGCCUGAAGAGGGACGACAACACCAACACGUCGGAAGACGAAGACAUGUUUCCCAUCGAGAUGAGCUCUGACGAGGAGCUGGACCCGCCGGACAGCAGCAGAACUCUCUGUAACGACACGCCGCCAUUCCAAGAAGACGUCCCCAAGGAGAACCUUCCCUCGGCCCUGACUUACCCCCAGUCGGCGUCGUACCCCAAUUCUGAUCGGGAGUGGUCCCCCAGCACCAGGAGCCUGCUGGACGGCCAGCGGAGCCCCCCUCACCUGGCGGACGUGGCCGAGGGAGGGCUGUCUAGUUCUUGCCCUCCGCAGCCGUGCCUCCUCCUCGCCUCGGACAGCCCCUCAGGGUCCCGGCCUUCCACGCCCAAAAGCGACUCGGAGCUGGUCAGUAAGUCCGCGGCGGACAGGACGAUGCAGAAGAGCAACCUGGAGAUGCUCUGGCUCUGGGGGGAGCUGCCGCAAGCCGCGAAAACUUCGCCACACAAGACGAAAGAUUCCAGCCCGCUGAGCAGCAGGAAGAUCUGUGAGAAAAUACACUUUCAGGUCAUUCACAGUGAAUCUUCCGAUGCGUUUAGCGACCAGUCGCCGUCCUCGUCGGCUGGGGCGCCUCCCGUGCAGCCCCUUUCCGAGCAGAGCAAGUCUCAGACGGAGAUGCAGUUUGUGAACGAGGAAGACGCCGAGGCCUUGGGAGCCGCGGCCCCGCCGCCGCCCGCCGCGGAGGACGCCAGAGCCCUGGCCGCCGUGGCGAGCAAGACCGAGUCGCCUUCCAGGAGAAAAGACAAACGAAGCAGACACCUGGGUGCCGACGGCGUCUACCUGGAUGACCUCACGGAGAUGGACCCCGAGGUGGCUGCCCUGUAUUUCCCCAAAAAUGGAGAUCCUGCCGGGCUCCCCAAGCAUGCCGACAACGGGGCCCGGUCAGCCAACCAGUCCCCGCAGUCCGUGGGCAGCUCCGGCGUGGACAGUGGCGUGGAGAGCACCUCCGACGGCCUGCGGGACCUGCCGUCCAUCGCCAUCUCCCUCUGCGGUGGCCUCAGUGACAACAGGGAGAUAACCACAGAAGCCUUUUUGGAACAAGCCGUGUCGUAUCAGCAGUUUUCGGACAACCCUGCGCUCAUCGACGACCCCAACCUCGUGGUGAAGAUCGGGAAUAAGUACUAUAACUGGACCACGGCGGCCCCGCUGCUCCUGGCCAUGCAAGCUUUCCAGAAGCCCCUGCCAAAGGCCACUGUGGAGUCCAUCAUGAGGGAUAAGAUGCCCCGAAAGGGAGGAAGAUGGUGGUUUUCGUGGAGGGGAAGAAACACCACAAUCAAGGAGGAAAGUAAGCCGGAGCAGAGCUUGGCUGGCAAGAGCCACAGCACUGGGGAGCAGCCAUCGCAGCUCGGCAUGUCCACCAGAAUGAAGCACGAGUCGUCCUCCAGUGACGAGGAGCGGGCAGCCACCAGGCCCUCCAGCGCCAGCCACCUCCCGCUGCUGUCCAGCGUCGGCUACAAGAAGACCCUCCGGCUCACCUCGGAGCAGCUGAAAAGCCUGAAGCUGAAGAACGGCCCCAACGACGUGGUGUUCAGCGUCACCACGCAGUACCAGGGCACCUGCCGCUGCGAGGGUACCAUCUACCUGUGGAACUGGGACGACAAAGUCAUCAUCUCUGACAUCGACGGGACAAUCACCAGGUCAGAUACUCUCGGCCACAUUCUGCCCACCCUCGGGAAGGACUGGACCCACCAGGGCAUCGCCAAGCUGUACCACAAAGUGAGCCAGAACGGGUACAAGUUCCUCUACUGCUCUGCGCGGGCCAUCGGGAUGGCGGACAUGACGAGGGGCUACCUGCACUGGGUCAACGAGAGGGGCACGGUGCUGCCGCAGGGGCCCCUGCUGCUGAGCCCCAGCAGCCUCUUCUCCGCCUUGCACAGGGAAGUGAUAGAAAAGAAGCCAGAAAAGUUUAAAGUCCAGUGUUUGACGGACAUCAAAAACCUGUUUUUCCCAAACACAGAACCCUUUUAUGCGGCCUUUGGAAACCGACCUGCUGACGUGUAUUCGUACAAGCAAGUGGGCGUGUCCCUGAACAGGAUAUUCACCGUGAACCCCAAAGGGGAGCUGGUGCAGGAGCACGCCAAGACCAACAUCUCCUCGUACGUGCGACUCUGUGAGGUGGUCGACCACGUGUUCCCACUGCUCAAGAGGAGCCACUCGUCUGACUUCCCCUGCUCGGACACGUUCAGCGACUUCACCUUCUGGAGAGAGCCGCCGCCCCCGUUUGAGGACCAGGACGUCCGCUCCGCCUCGGCGUGAACUCUCCGAGCGCGAGCGCCCACGUUGCGUGGAGCCGGGCCACGCCCCCUCGAAGGGCGGGCUCUGGGAGCCGAGGAGCGGAGCUGGGGACCCUGGCGUGCAGUCACUUGCUGGAGAGCAGAGAGAGUCCAGACGCACGCUCCCGGCCCCGCGGCCCCGAGGGCUGACAUUUCUAAGUCAACUGCUACGAAGGGUGCGCUUCACGGGCGACACGACUGGGCGCCUGUGCAGUGGGAGGCGCUCCCCGGCUGCCGCUGAGAGCCGGCGCCGGCACCGCCCUCCCGGCCUGCAGCGCGUCCUCGGUUGGUGGUCGGUGUGCGGCGUGCACCCGUGACCCCGAGCAGAGGUGGCUGUCGGGCCCUGCUGGGGGCAGUGUAACUGAGGAACGCCCAAUGCGCACGACUGGAGUGCGGGCCACACUCCCUGGGGGCAGCUCGUACCCCUCUUCUGCACUGGGC